Molecule: messenger RNA, 795 nt
Organism: Acanthisitta chloris (rifleman)
Lineage: Eukaryota; Metazoa; Chordata; Aves; Passeriformes; Acanthisittidae
Gene: CA7
Product: carbonic anhydrase VII
Exons: 7
Coding region: 1-795 (264 amino acids)
Biological process (GO): regulation of intracellular pH
Cellular component (GO): cytoplasm
Molecular function (GO): zinc ion binding; carbonate dehydratase activity
Source: RefSeq, a predicted model, not a curated record
AUGACUGGCCACCACAGUUGGGGAUAUGGGCAGGAUGACGGACCUUCAGAGUGGCACAAAUCUUACCCUAUUGCCCAAGGGAACCGCCAGUCCCCUAUUGACAUCGUUUCUGCAAGAGCAGUUUAUGACCCUAAUCUGAAGCCUCUUAUUGUCUCCUAUGAGUCAUGCACAUCUCUCAGCAUCUCCAAUACUGGCCAUUCAGUUAUGGUGGAGUUUGAAGAUACUGAUGACAAGACAGCAAUCAGUGGUGGUCCCUUUCAGAACCCAUUCCGGCUAAAGCAGUUUCACUUUCACUGGGGCACAACACACAGCCAGGGAUCGGAGCAUACAGUUGAUGGCAAACCUUUUCCCUGUGAGCUCCACUUAGUUCACUGGAAUGCCAGAAAAUAUGCAACAUUUAGAGAAGCAGCAGCAGCUCCAGAUGGCUUGGCAGUAGUUGGUGUUUUCUUGGAGAUUGGGAAAGAACAUGCCAAUAUGAACAGACUCACUGAUGCUUUGUACAUGGUAAAAUUUAAAGGAACAAAGGCUCAAUUUAGAAGCUUCAACCCUAAAUGUCUCCUGCCUUUGAGUCUAGAUUAUUGGACAUACCUUGGUUCUCUGACAACACCACCCCUUAGUGAGAGUGUAACAUGGAUAGUGCUGAAAGAACCCAUCAGAAUUUCUGAGAAACAGCUGGAGAAAUUCCGCAUGCUCCUCUUCACCAGUGAGGAAGACCAGAGGAUCCAAAUGGCCAAUAAUUUUCGCCCCCCUCAGCCUCUUAAGGGGAGAGUUGUUCGAGCUUCCUUUGAGGCCUGA